UCAAAGCAAGGCCCCCGAGUGGCCUGGAGGUGGUGAGGCAGGUCUGUAUGUAGUGCCUUAUGAGUCACUGCCAAGAUGGACGCCUGCUGUGGUUGCGGCCCUCUAGCCCUGGGACGGCCAGCCUUGGUCACCACCGAGCUCCCCUGCAGUGAGCAAGCACUGCUGUGAUAAGGGCAGUGGACAAUAGGGAGGGAGGUGGCGGGCAGCGGGGAUGGAGGAGAGGGCUGGCUGAGCCUCAGAUGAGGUCACCUUUGAGCUGUGUCCACCCGAACAAUAAGAAGGAGCUGCCAGGCUGGGUUUGGGGGGGCCAAGCCUCCCGGGCAGCAGGCACGACCUGUGCAAAGGCCCUGAGGUGGCCCUGGACUGUGAGGUAUAGGGGAGCUGGACAGGGCCAGCACCCUUUGUCCUUUGGCUGAUGUCUGCGCUUAUCUCCAGGGAGGAGAUAAGACACUAGGCUUCCCUGCCCCACCUGGGCCUGGUCUCAAUUGUCUCGGGGGCGGCUGCCUGAAACUGAACGCUGUCCUAGUUGCCAAGGACAGGACAGCAAGCAACUCCCACCUCCAGCAGUGGGCCCACCCCAGCACCUCCUGCCCACUGGAGGAGACCUCCUGGCAGGGGGUCAGGACCGGGAUCCUGGGGAUGAUCUCCCGAGGGAGAGUGGGCCUGGCCCCUGCCCAGGUGGCCUCAGGAGCCACUUUGCACCACUGCCCUACACCCACCCACUGGCAGCCUUCCCACUGGACCGGCCAAAAAGAAAUUCGAGGCUGAGCUGGGGCCCGUGGGUGGGCGGGCAGGGCCUCUCCUGUGACUGAUGGGCGCCAUGGUGACCAGAUAGUGCUGGCUGGGAGGGCGGGGGCAGGUGGCUGGGACGGUCCAGGGGCCUCCAGCUGGGCCUGUCUUGUUCUACCCCAACUCACAGAAGGACAAGCUCCUACCCAUGAGGACAUUCAGGACAAAGAGGUGGGAUGCCCAUGGGACAGAUGGUGACAAGUGCUGGGGAGACUGAUGGUGGGGGAGGGUUUUAGAUGGGGGUCAGGGAGGCACACCAGGUAGGCGACAUCUGUAUAAAGCCUGGAGGUGAGGGAAGAGCCCUGCAGGUACCAGAGGAACCACAUUUCAGGAAGGGGGAACAGCCAGUGCAAAAUUGGCGUAUUGGAAGAGCAGCAGGGAGACCGUGGCCAGAGGAACCAAGGAGGCUGUGAGGGCAGGUGGUGAGGCGCUGGGCUUUCACUGAGUGAGGGGUGAGCCACGGAGCAUCGUGAGCAGAGGAGCUGGCCUUGGUAUCAGCAGCUCCCUCCAGCCUGUGUGUGGUGAGGAGGGAGCCAGGACACCAUAGAGGAAGAGGGGGGUAGCCCAGGGUCACUCAAGGCUGCACAGGUGCAGGGAGGUAGCCAGACUCCGGCAUGUCUCAGGGGUGGGGCCCCCUGGAAGCCCCCAUUGCUUUCUCUACCUGUACACCUGAAGGUCAGGUUGGGCUGGUGGCUGUGGGGGACCCAGCCCAGCUGCUGUGGGGCCUAUCCCUGCAUCCUGAACCUUAAAGGCCAGGUGGCAGCGGGAAGUCCUGGGUGCUGGAAUAGGGGGCCUGCAGUGCCAGGUGAGGUGAUGUCCUCUGAUGGCCACUGGGGGCUUUGGGCUCAGGGCCUGGUCAGUAGAUUAUGGAAGGUGGGCAUCGUGGGCACCAGCAGGUGGCACCUCGGCCGACAGCCCCUCUUCCCAGCUCUCCAGUUAGCCUCUCCAACGCUCCGGGCCAGGACCAGACCUCACCAUUCCCUGGGACCCUCGCCACCUCCUCAUGGCCUCAGGUCCUGGCACAUCUUGGCACAGUCUCAGGACCAUCCCGUGGCCUUCCCACACUUAGCAGGCGUAGGCCCUGGGGAUCGGCCGGGCCUUGCAGGGAGGCUGAGGGAGUGCGUGCUGAUAGAAGAGCUGGAUCAAGACCAUGACUUCAUUAGGGACACAAUGCCCCUGGCCAAGCGGUGCCGCCUCCAGCCUAGAGAUGCCUCCAAGAUGCCUGAGAGCGCCUGGAAGUUUCUCUUCUAUCUGGGCUCCUGGAGCUACACCUCCUACCUGCUCUUCGGCACCGACUACCCCUUUUUCCGUGAUCCACCAUCUGUCUUCUACGACUGGACGCCGGGCAUGGUGGUGCCACGGGACAUCGCAGCUGCCUACCUGCUGCAGGGAAGCUUCUACGGCCACUCCCUCUACGCCACGCUGUACAUGGACACCUGGCGCAAAGACUCAGUGGUCAUGCUCGUCCACCACGUGGUCACCCUGGUCCUCAUUGUCUCUUCCUACGCCUUCCGGUACCACAACGUGGGCAUCCUUGUGGUCUUCCUGCACGAUAUCAGUGACGUGCUGCUCGAGUUCACCAAGCUCAACGUCUACUUCAAAUCCCGAGGCGGCUCCUACCACAGGCUGCAUGCCCUGGCGGCCGACCUGGGCUGCCUGGGCUUCUGCUUCAGCUGGUUCUGGUUCCGCCUCUACUGGUUCCCUCUCAAGGUCCUGUAUGCCACGGUCCACUGCAGCCUGCGCUCCGUGCCUGACAUCCCCUUCUACUUCUUCUUCAACGCGCUGCUGCUGCUGCUCACCCUCAUGAACCUCUACUGGUUCCUGUACAUCGUGGCGUUCGCCGCCAAGGUGCUGACGGGCCAGGUGCGCGAGCUGAAAGACCUGCGCGAGUACGACGCGGCGGAGGCCCAGGACCCCAAGCCCAGCAAAGCUGAGUGAGUGUGGAGGGGCCUCUGCCCCACGCCCGUUCCCUUAGCAACAUCCGUCCGAGUGCACUCUGUGGCCAGGCCCCCAAGACACAGCAGCGGAUGAGGCCGACGCGGAUGCUGCCCUGGACCCUACUCGGAAACAGAGACUUCGAUAAAGGGGUGGGGGACGUAGCCACAGAGUGGACUGCUGUGAAGGACCGAACAGCGAGGAAGGGGAGGGAGGGGCCUGGGCAGGGGGCAGAGCAGUGAGGGGCCAGAGGCUGGGUCUUGGGGGCAGAGGCAGCGAAGGCCAGGCCCAGUGGCCGGCGUGGCCAGAGUGGGCAAGCCAGGUAUCCGUGGGUCCUGAGGAGUAGCCAUUGGCCAGGCCAGACAAUGACCUCUGACCCACGUCCCCACCGGAGUGGGUGGCAGUGCAGGUGGGAGGAGGGAGUGCCAAGGGCUGCAGAGAGAGCCCAUGCUGUGUCCAUGCUGAGAUGUGCUGGCCUCGGGGUCCGACAGGGAGCCCGGUGGCCAGCCAGCAGGAGGUGGGGCUGGGCGCUCAGAGCCAGUCUGGCUCUGGAGGGAGUCCUGGGGCUGGAGAAAUAAAGGGGCCUCAGUGAGCCUCCUGCAGGUGGCGCCUUCGGGCCCUGCCAGCCCUGUGUUGAGAGCCAGAUGGUGUCCAAAGCCUGGGACCAGGGGAGGGGGGCGGCGCCCAACCCAGCGGUUAAUGGGGGCAGGUUUGGGUGACAAGCAGGGUCUGGGGUGUGCGGCACCCCAGAGGUAACAUGAGGAGUAUCUGAGCAGGCUGUCGAAGGUCCCAGAAGGUGGUGACUGGCCAGGCCCUCUGAUUUGGCCAGUGGGGCCAUUGGUGACCUGGCACGGUGGUUUCAGGGAAGCAGUGGCUCAGAGCUCAAUGCAGUGGGUGGGAACAGGAGGAGAUGCAGAGAUUUAACAAACCCCGGCUGUAGCAGGAGGAGGAGUGUGGUCAGACCCCAGCUGAGGAAGGGAGAACCAACCAGACUUGCUUUGUGUGUAGGUAAAACAAAAAUAAAAGAAUCAGAUACUUUGUUCCUUCUCCACUCCCACUGCUUCACUUAUCUAGCCUAAAAGAAAAAAAAAAAGAAUCAAAGAUAAUUCAGGACUUUUGGCUCAAGCUGCUGUUGCCUGAGAUGGGAUCAGGGCAGGGCCAUGUGCGCUGGCAGAUGGGGGCUGUUGGGAGCCUACUCUGAGAGUGUUGGAUUGUAGCUGUGCCUUGAGUGUGAGUCCGGAAUUGUGCAUAGGGAUCAGCAAGGUCUCACCAAGGAGUCUUCCAGAGGCAGCAGUGGCCACAGAGAAUGGGGUCACCUGUUUGGCCAAAUCUAAACAUCUAAAAAAUCCUUUUGCUGUGGAACAGUGAACUUGUGGUAGAGACAUCCUUGUAAAUGCAGAGCCCAAGGCAAGGGCAAGCCAGACCUCCCGGCCCCACCAGUGUCUGGCUCUCUCUCCCCUGAGGAUGUCCAACCAGAACACAGGGGGAGGGCUGGCACCCCCAGCCCCACAUGAGAGCGCUUCCACUAGGACGACAAAGCAUGGACUGCGCACAGAAGUGACAGAGCAUACCAGGGAUCACCUUGCCAUGACCGACCCCAUGGGCACCACCAGCAGAAUUUGAUUCUCCAAGUACAGCUAGGGUUAGCACAGGUAGGUAUAAAACAGGGUAGGAUCAAGGGGUUCAGACUACGAGACAUCUUUCAAAAGAGGCUCAGAACUGUCAAGAUUGUGGAAAGCAAGGAAAGACUGAGGAACAAUCCCAGGUCAGAGGAGACUAAGGAGAUGUGACAACUAUAUGUGACAUGGGCUCCUGGACCAAGAGAAGGACAUCUGUGGAAAAGCUGGUGAAAUCCAAAUAGCAUCUAGGGUUUUGUUAAUAGCAAUGCACCAAUGUUGGUUUCUUGUGACAAAUGUGCUGUGGUAGAAAUGUCAGAUGCAAUGUUAGGGGAAGCUGGAUGAAGGGUACCCAGGAGCUCUCUGUACCAUCUUUGCAACAUUUCCACAAACUUAAAAUUAUUCUAAAAUAAAAAGCUUAUUUUUAAAAAAAAGGCAUGAGAGACCAUCAAAAUGGCAUUGGAUGUUAUAUUACUUUCCUAAGGUUGCUGUAAUAAAGUACCACAAACUCAGUGGCUUAA
Molecule: messenger RNA, 4861 nt
Organism: Lemur catta (Ring-tailed lemur)
Lineage: Eukaryota; Metazoa; Chordata; Mammalia; Primates; Lemuridae
Gene: CERS1
Product: ceramide synthase 1
Exons: 7
Coding region: 1603-2727 (374 amino acids)
Biological process (GO): ceramide biosynthetic process
Cellular component (GO): membrane
Molecular function (GO): sphingosine N-acyltransferase activity
Source: RefSeq, a predicted model, not a curated record